AUGUGGCAUCUGUUAGUGCUCCCUUGGAACAUCAUGUACCAGGGAGCCAUCCCCGUCACCAUCUACGUGAAUACUUGCAAUACAAUUGUCGGCUACGAUUAUUUCGCGCCUGGCAGGCGCACGCGAGUUGUUACUGAUUUCUUCAAUAUCCAGGUCAAUUUGAUCGCGUGA
This is a messenger RNA of Trichoderma citrinoviride, 171 nucleotides long. RefSeq lists its product as hypothetical. The transcript has 2 exons. The coding region runs from base 1 to 171 and encodes 56 amino acids. NCBI's taxonomy places the organism in Eukaryota, Fungi, Ascomycota, Sordariomycetes, Hypocreales, Hypocreaceae. The record is from RefSeq and is a predicted model, not a curated record.